AUGGAUCCAGAUUGGGCAGAUCUUCCCAACCACAUUUUGGACUUAAUUUUUGAGAAGAUGAAAACAACAAAAGAUUGUUUAACAUUUGGUGCUAUUUGUAUCAAAUGGUACCACAUAUGCUUACACAAUCGAACUAAGCUAAUCAAAUUGAAUCGUCAUCAGGAACCAAAGCUUUUGUUUCCUAAUGAAAGCAAAGCUAAUGAUUCUUGGCGUGUGUAUAGCAUAAACUCGCAACACAAAAAAUCUUUACAGUCGAAACUGUUACUCCCUUCAUACGACAAACCCUUUGCAGGGUCAUCGGAAGGGUGGUUGGCCACCCUUGAUAAAAAUUUAGCAGUGACACUAUAUAAGCCAUUCCUGGAGAAUAAUAAUGAAACAAGUAUCGUUCACCUUCCUCCAUUGUUUCCUCCAACGGAUUUAUCACAUUUAGAGCGCAUAUUUGAUCAUCGUGACGUUUAUCUCCUGAAGUUCACAACAUUCACACCUGAUCCAAUAUCAAAUCCGAACGAUUUUAUCAUGGUAGUGUUAUAUGGAGAACUGUGCCACUUGGCAUAUAUCAGAACUUCUAAAGACGCUGCUACGUGGAUUCAUGUAGCUUCUUCAUCUGAUAUCUGUUUCGAUGAUGUCAUAUACUACAAUAACAGAUUUUAUGUUCUACUUUAUGAAACGGGUGGACUUGCUUCUCUUGACGUUUCUUAUGAUUCGUCUCAGCCAAAUUUAAAGAUGAUUGUUAGUGAUACUCCAAAAAAUUAUAACAGAAAGGAUCGUUAUUUUUGUUAUAAGACAUAUUUGGUGGAGUCGUAUAAAGGAGAACUUUUGCAAGUUCAGAGGUACCGUGAAGACUGUGACGAUCAUGUGACAAAAGAAUUUGAAGUUUUCAAAUUUAGUUUUGAUCGGUGUGAGUGGGUUAAAAUAAAUUAUUUAGAAGAGGAAGCUUUGUUUGUAGGUGAUAAUACAUCAAUAUCUGUCGAUACUUCGUCAAGUUCUUCGCAAUGCAAGAGUAAUUGCAUAUACUUUGUUGAUGACAAAGAUACUACCAGUUUUGGUAGUGGACCUAAAGAUAUGGGAGUAUACAAUCUCAAAACUGGUAGUUUGUUACGUCGUUUCGAUAUUGAUGAGAAACUCUUUACUACAAUGGGCGGAAGAAUACCUAUUUGGGUUCUACGCACUGUAUUCAAUACAAACCGGAGUGUGAAAAGGACGAGUUUCUAA
Messenger RNA from Humulus lupulus (European hop), 1212 nucleotides. Its product is annotated as putative F-box protein At5g55150. Lineage: Eukaryota; Viridiplantae; Streptophyta; Magnoliopsida; Rosales; Cannabaceae. Bases 1 to 1212 code for a protein of 403 amino acids. The record is from RefSeq and is a predicted model, not a curated record. The transcript is spliced from 2 exons.